UCCUUUACUCCCCCAAAACACAUCCACCAAACAACAAAACCCUAAAACAUUUUCAACAAUGGCAAAAAUCUCAUCAUCCACUCUAGCUUUGUUCGCAGCUUUAAUGUUGGUGGCUCAUGCAGUUGCCUUCCGAACCACGAUCACCACUGUAGAAACUGACGAUGUUGAAAACUACAGUCGAUCAGGUUCGGAACAGGAAUGCAGGCGACAGAGACAGGACCUGAACCACUGCAGAAUGUACAUGAGGGAGAAGAUGCACGGGCGGUUUGAGGAAGAAGAUGAGAUCGGGAACUACAGCCAGCAUCUGGAUCAGUGCUGUAGCCAGUUGAGGAAUGUCAACGAGAGGUGCCGUUGCCCCGCGUUGGAGAUGGAGAUUCAGAAGGAGCAGGGUCAGGAUAAGCAGAGGAUGAUGGAGAGUGCUAGGAAUAUUCCAUCUAUGUGUGGCAUGCAGCCUAGAACUUGCCAAUUCCAUUCUCGUUACUAUUGAAGAUCAUAAAGUUAUAAUAAGUUAUAACUAUGUUCAGAGAAUAUUAAGAGAGAGAGGAUAAAAUUAUGCACAUUAUCGUGUGCUUAAUUUGUAGUGUACUUUUGUUUUUAUGUUUGUAAAUUAAGGAGUUUUUUUUAAUAAGGCUCUUUUCUUGAAUAAUAAAAUCGGCACUUAAUUAA
This is a messenger RNA of Cannabis sativa, 666 nucleotides long. RefSeq names its product 2S seed storage albumin protein-like. The record is from RefSeq and is a predicted model, not a curated record. The coding region runs from base 59 to 487 and encodes 142 amino acids. Lineage: Eukaryota; Viridiplantae; Streptophyta; Magnoliopsida; Rosales; Cannabaceae. The transcript has a single exon. Gene Ontology annotation, molecular function: nutrient reservoir activity.